Molecule: messenger RNA, 3274 nt
Organism: Cyprinodon variegatus (sheepshead minnow)
Lineage: Eukaryota; Metazoa; Chordata; Actinopteri; Cyprinodontiformes; Cyprinodontidae
Gene: ccnjl
Product: cyclin J like
Exons: 6
Coding region: 333-1613 (426 amino acids)
Biological process (GO): mitotic cell cycle phase transition; regulation of cyclin-dependent protein serine/threonine kinase activity
Cellular component (GO): cyclin-dependent protein kinase holoenzyme complex; nucleus; cytoplasm
Molecular function (GO): cyclin-dependent protein serine/threonine kinase regulator activity
Source: RefSeq, a predicted model, not a curated record
AGCAGCAGCUGGCGCAGCCGAAGAGGCUACUUUGUCAAAGCCGAGCCACCGGAGAGAAAACGGCGGCGCAGAUUGUGGCAGGAAAAAAAGUGUGAACUGUUUGGGGAAAACAGGUUGAACCGAAGAGCCUUCGGUGGAAUUUUCUUAUUGGUGGCUGUCUGAUGAGCUCCCCAUCGGACGUGAAGUUUUGUGUUUUCGGCGUCAGAGAGAGGUCUGUUUAAAAGUUGAGCCGCGGAGGAGUUCUCUCAUUCAGGAUGUCGGACUGAGACAAAGAGGGUCUGGGGGGCAUUCCCGACGGAACGGUUAAACUUGAUUGUGGUCGCCUCCCCUGAAUGGGAAGGAUGGAGAGGGAGCUGCAGUGGUGGAAAGGACAGCUGGCUUCAGACAUCCAUCAGUCCUUACGCAAUAAGGAGCUGAAGCUGCCUAUCUACCGGGCCCACUCUCCUCAGAUUGGAAUGCGGCGCUACUUUGCAGACUUGCUGGCCAUCUUAAGCAACCGAUACCAGCUGUGUCCCACUGCACGUCACCUGGCCGUCUAUCUGCUCGACCUGUUCAUGGACCAUUACGAUGUUGCUGUGAAACAGCUCUACAUCAUCGCCCUCUCCUGUUUGCUGCUAGCCAGUAAGUUUGAGGAGAAGGAAGACCGGGUCCCUAAACUAGAGCAGCUGAACUCUCUCGGCUUCAUGUGCAGCCUGAACCUGGUUCUUAACAAGAAGGAUCUGAUCAAAAUGGAGCUCCUGCUGCUGGAGACCUUCGGCUGGAACCUGUGUUUGCCCACACCUGCCCACUUUAUCGACUACUACCUCCAUGCCGCUGUGCAGGAGGGCGACCUCUACAACGGCUGGCCGCUGUCCUCGCUGUCCAAGACUAAGGCUUUUAUGGACAAAUACACUCACUACUUCCUGGAGGUUUCACUGCAGGAUCACGCCUUCCUGAAUUUUAGACCCUCUCAGGUCGCUGCUGCUUGCGUUGCAGCAUCCCGUGUUUGCCUUCAAAUUUCCCCUAGCUGGACAACUGCUCUUCAUCUACUAACAGGGUACUCCUGGGACCACCUGACCCCAUGCAUCGAGCUAAUGCUGCUGGCCCAUGACAACGAUGUGAAGGAGGCCAAUAAAACCAAAUCCACCCCUCCCCACCGGCCUUCCUCUCUGCAGUCACAACCUCCGACUUCUCACCUCUCUCCAAUAUCUGCCAUCCAGAGACCCGCCUCGUCUUCCUCUUCCUCCUCCUCCACCUCCUCCACGCCACAGUUGCUUUUCCAGCCAGACAGCUUCUCGCACCUCUCUCAGCAUUCCCCAUCUCUGUCCCAGCUCCAAGCACUAGCUGACUCUCAGGCUUUGGGCUCAGUGGUAAACAUGUCUCAGGACUUCCUUCAGAGCCACAGGAUGGGGCUCCUAGCCGGGCCCCCAUCCAUCACUGCUGGGGGAGCUUUCCCCUCCUACCCAAGCCUAACCGCUGGUCUUCAGCCUGGGGCCCGUGCUUUGCCUCUUCAGAGCCCCAUAUCUGUGCAGAUGGCCCUCGCUGCAGAGCCACGGCACUGUCUGAGCAUGGCUUACAGCGGGGGCUACCUCGGGGCUCAUCACACGUUCACAGCCGGCUGCUUUGACAGGUGACGCCAGGAGACGGAGAGGGAGCACAAACCCAUACGGGAGUCCACCAGAAUGCUUCCGUCCCACUUUCCCACCCCGAAAUACCCAUUUACAGACCUCCUCUCCCUCUCCGUCAGCACAGCAACACCUUCAGCCACCCCAGCUUCCCCGCCGCUCUCCCACAGACGCCUAAAACGUAAGCAGAGGGCCAAAGGCAAGACAGACCCAGUGGAAGUCAUCACGCUGACAUGACGAACGCUCCGCUGCCUCGAGUGGAACCCUGAGGUGCUGCAGAAAUCUUUCCACCAUAUUCUGAACUGGCUUUAUACAUGUGUGUUAUUAUAAGACUGUCAUCACUGUGAAUGAGAUGAAAGCAGCAGUGUGAUCAAACACCCACCUCAUUCAGUGUCUGCUCUCAGUUGUGCGUGAUAGCGGAGCCAAUUUUAGAAGUGCACAGAACACAACGUUUCUGUGGUGAAUGCGUCUUGCUGCUCAAUGUUUUUAUUUUUCUUCUAAUCCCAAAAAUGUAACAUUUUAUAAGAAAUCUGGCUAAUUAUAUUUUUAUGUAAGCUGACAUUUGACUAAAGAUAUCCCGAAGUAAAUGGAGGCAUAAAAUGGUUGUAAAUGCCUUUGAAGAUAUUUUUAUUCCUCUCUCAUAAAUCAGCUAACAUUUGAUGUAAAGAGCUGAAAGGCUUCUCUCAUACUUCCCACCAACAUAAGACCUCAGAGGAGACCAAGAACUUGUUGUUCUGUGCACAGCAGGUGACAUGGAUUGGCUCGAAAAGGCCUGCUGUUUUCACUCUUUCUCAUUCUCUCAUUCUCCCAAAGUUGAGCCUUCACACAUGCAGGUUUAAAUGUGGCUCUCCUGCAAGCUUUCCUCAUACCGAAGUUUUCAUUUCUUUAACACAAACUGAUGUGACUGGACCAGCCUGGCGAUGAUGAUGAUGAUGAUGCGGAGGUUUGUUGUAUUGUACAUAUGAAAUGCUGCUGCCUUCUUAAGAACUGUUGGUUCUGUCUGUGUUUAUGAUGUUUACAUGAACCACUAUCAGGGACUUUAUCAAGAUUACUUGAAUAUGAUGCCAUUGAAACAUUGUUAUAGCUUUUAUUUAUAACUUUUUUUUAUUCUCUUGUUGCGUUUGGUGUAGUUUAGCUUUUUAAACCAGCGUAGAAAUCCAACAUUUAAUAAACGAGUGUAGUUUUCUUUUUCUGUAUGUUCAGGCUCAGGUUUUAAGGCUGAAGCUGCCUUUUUUUAAUCGUCUCUCCUUUUUGGGCUUUAAAGUGGGUGCUACUGUAGCAUCUACCCCCCCACCCCUUUAUCACUGGAUUAUAUUACUUGUUUCUGACUCACUAAAUGCGUUAGCUGCAUAAAGGGAAAGGAAAAAGUUUUGUAGCGUCUGGUUUCACAUUUAAACAUCUGCAGGCAGUCAUCUGUAAUUGCUUCCCAAAUUUGUAAAGCUGCAAUCCUCCAUCUUCCACUUCCUGUUGAAGCGUAAACACAUUCCUAGCUUCCCAGAGUUGAUCUCGAGGGUUGACCACCGGUCACCACGCUGGAACUUCACGUGUUUUAGGGCUCUAUUUGGUCUAAAUUAGGACUUCAGUUGUGAAUUAUUUUCUCAAAGAAUCAUGAAAUAUAAUAUACUGGAAAUGGAACCUAAAUAAUAAUUACCGGUACCUGUAGAAAUAUG